Molecule: messenger RNA, 2069 nt
Organism: Chenopodium quinoa (quinoa)
Lineage: Eukaryota; Viridiplantae; Streptophyta; Magnoliopsida; Caryophyllales; Amaranthaceae
Product: receptor-like kinase LIP2
Exons: 2
Coding region: 1093-1473 (126 amino acids)
Source: RefSeq, a predicted model, not a curated record
AUUAAAAUUCUUUCAUUUGUUUCUCUCUCUAGUUUUUCCCUCUCUCUAGUUCUUCGAUUAACACGACUAUGAUGAGCGAUGUUGUUGCAGACAUUAUGUGCCUCGUAUCAGACAACCUUGAUGACAAACGACUUGUGUAGUCGUACACUCGUACGUGGAUGAAGGGUGCCACUGAAGAUCACCCUGUGUGUUAUGCUACACUUUUCAAUUUUUCAUGCUAUGCAACUAGCCCACUAUAUUUUGCUGUUCUUUGCUUGUUAUAGGCUGAUUGUCAAUAUACAUGUAGCUGCCCUUUCAUUUUGAUGAAUGAAUUUGAAUCAUUGUUGACAGUUGGAAUUACUCACUUAUAAAGUGUUAGACAUAGUUGUCUCAAAACAUAUGUUUUCCUAACGUGUGUAGAUUUUAAAGUGUUAGACAUGAUGUUAAAAGUUAGAACAUGGUAAUCGUGGUUAAAAACUAAUUUAGCAUAUUGCUAAGACUCUAAGAUUGUGUGAACUACUUUCCAAUUAUUACAAAGUAGCAAUGAACAAAAUUUAUUAAUUUGUGCAAUGGAGUAACAAAUCUAUCACUGAACGACGAGUUCUAGCUCACCUUGAUCCCAACCCUAUAUAACACCCCCCACGAAUUAUAAUUUAUAUUGUGAACGCGACUCAACUUGACUAGAUGGAUUAUAUCAACAAUUGUUAGUCUUCCUGCUAUUAUUAUAACGGAUAGUUGCAAUAACUAUUUAUCAACCUACAUGUAUCAUUUCUUCUUCAAAACACAGUUCUUCAAAAUUAUCACAUGUAAAUGAAUACUAACCUAUGAAUUGAGCAAACAGCGAACAGAUUUCCCCUGCCAAUCUCAAAAUUAUUGCCCAGAACCAGAAUUAUUAUAUUUAUAGUUAGUGGCACCCAAGUACUGCUUUACCCACAUAAGACUUUUUAUGCAAUCUACUCUUCUUCCAUGAAAAUUUCAUGCUUUCUCUUGUCACAUUUAUAUGUUUCCAACAUUUAUUGCACAUUUCAUACUUGUAUUUGUUUACAUUCACAUAAAACUGUUUGAUAUUUGAAUUGAUAGAAAACACAAAUUUAGGUAAGAAAAUUGAGGAUCAUGAGUUGGUAUUGUUGUGGUUUAUCGUUCCAAAGGACUAAUAGCCAAGUGAGACGGCCACCUUCUGAUUCAACUCUUUUGCCCGCGACAAAUUCACAACUUGCAUCUUCUUCAGAAAACAAAGAGCCUAACACAACUGAAAGAGCUAAUGAUGACAGUGCUCCAACCAGAAAGAUACAUGAAUUUACUUUUCAACAGCUACUUGAGGCAACUCAGAGAUUCAGUACAGAAUGUUUCAUGGAUGAACGUAGCUUUGGACCUGUUUACCAAGGGAAACUCAGAGAUACCGGAGAGGUACUAACAAGGACUUCAUUUCCUGCUUUCUCCGUUUCUAAAUGUUCUUCUAUGUUUGACUUUUUCUAUCAGAAAUAUACCAACUAGGAUUCUAGGAAUAACAUUUAAGAACAAAGGAUGUACUUAACGAAGUAGAAUUCUAUCACCAUCCAAUUCACGUCGUCGUUGAAUGAAGACUGACAUUAGAUCAUUUGUUCUUAGAUUGUAGCUGUCGAGCUUUGGGAUCAAAAUAUUCGAAAUGAAUCACCAGAACACAAAGAAUUUCUUCGACGGUUAAAGAUACUGAGCUUCCUUAAUCAUCCAAAUGUGAUAACUCUUAUAGGAUAUUGUAUUGAAGAAGAUCAGAGAAUAUUAGUUUACGAAUAUCUGUCUUUGACAUCAUCCCUGUACCGGCAUCUACACGGUAAUAAAAUUUGUUCUAAAUUCUGAUCUUAUGUUUAAACAUGAACCAUCUUAUGUUCUAAAAAAAGUACGUGUUCUUAUGAUGGUAAGACGGUCUUACACAAAAGUUUCUUAGGUUUCGUAGCAGCCAACUACUAAUUGUUUCAUGUGGUAUUAUGUUAUAUUGUCACUUUGCAUCAGCAAGUAAACUUUGAAAUUUCAGGCAGAUUAUCAAAGAAAAAUCCGCCCUUAGAUUGGAAUACGAGAAUGAAAAUAGCUCUGGGGAUAGCCAGAGGUUUAGA